ACAGAAAUACCUUAAAAUAGACACAUACUUUCGGAUUUAUCCAAAUUGUCUUUAAAUGUAUGCAAACUGAUUCUUCUGACAGCGAAAUGAGAUCAAAUAUUUUGCACAAUGUCACAGCGGAUUGACGGCGACAUACAUAGUCAGUGAUGAAAAUAACUUUUAUUUGGCAUUGUUAUAAUUACAAAAUAUACGAAGUACAAUGACGUCAGAAACAUAUUUGGAUUUGACCUUUGACCGCAGUGGAAAGAGUGGUAAACGCCCAAUUAGACCGAAAUUGUUGAAACUAACGGAUGUCACGAUGCCGCAUCGCAGUCGGAAGAAGACUAAAGUCAAGAGCAAAGACCGUUCGGUAUCUUCGGUGCGUGAUCGAAUUUACGAUGAUCCAGCAUACACAGAUGAUAUCAGUCACCUCGCGAAUCCACUGAGACGCAACAGCUGCUCAGGUAAAACGGACGGUAAAACUAAGUCUUUUACUAGUGGUAAUACGGCGACCAAUUUGGCUGUCAGCGGCAGCAGCUCACUUGGAAAGCGAAGUAAAAUAUCCAAAGAAUUUCUGCAGCAAAAUAAAUUACGCGACAGUAGCGCCACCUACGAGCGUGAUGCGUCGAGCAGUUCCGACGAACCGCUACGUUCGGAGAGUCAAUCCAAAAGCGGCGGUACGGCAAGUGUCGGACGACGUGGACGCAGUCUAGAACGCAGCGCAGCAGCAGCUGUGGAGGGAAAGAGCGGAGAGAAGAAGCGUGAGAAGCGCGAACGCAGCAAUAAACAGAAAAGCAAUACGAGUGCUGAAGGACUGGCACAACCAAUAGAUAUGCAACAAAAACAAGACAGCUAUACCGAAACCACCGCCACCGCGCGUUCAUCAAGUAAUCGUCGUUCGAAAACGCAAUCAGCCAUGAUGACCAAACAGUAUAGCGAUGGCGCUGCCGCCGAUUUACAAUGGGCGGUCGAGCAGCAGCAGGCGCGCGAUGAGAUUGCAUCGGUGCACAGCGGUGCGUCUGCGGCAAAGGCUGUAGCGCCAACAAGCGCCACAGGCGGUGGCAGUUCGAAAAUGCAAAUUGGACGGCGCUUCUUGCGCGGCGAAAUCGGCAUUAAGAGUUUCAAUUACUACUUACUCAAGGAGGGUAUUAAGAGCUCGAAACGCUUUGUGGAGAAGCAACGCAACUCAUUCACCAGCGGCUUAGCGAGCGCGGCAAGUGGCAGCAAGAAGACGCACUCACGCAGCGAAGAGAAUAUCUAUGAGGAGAUUUUCUUCAAGGACGCGCCACCAUCGGAUGAUGAACAGCAGCAGCAACAGCAACCACAACAACAGCCACCACCACCACCACUGCAGCAAAAUCAUGCACAUACACAGCUGCAACAACAAACUCAACAACAACAACAACAUGCACAACACGCCCAAUCGCAUGCAAGUAGAGGCGCCGAAACACCCAUAUCACAGUGCAGCGGCAGCGAGGAGGGACUCUACGCUGACUGCGAACUCUGUCUGCAGCAAUGCACCAAAGAGAAUUGCGAAUAUUGCUACACGCAGCAGGCGUCGGGUGGCGCGGACGAGCACACACACAGCGCAAGCAAAAUACAGCGAGAUAUGGCCAAACCGUAUGCUGUAGUGCCACUGCAACAACAACAACCGCAUAAUAAACUACCACAACAAUUCGAUGCUACCGCGCGCCCAUUAAUCACGCAAGCGCCAAGUGCCGCGUCCGCUGAUUACAACAGCUCAAGCAGCAACGGCGGCAUGGCUAGCGGGGCACAACUCCCUGCCGCGCACAUACUCGAGUUCCAAUCGUACAAUCCGAAUAAUCCGGGCGUUUACAAAAUAGAGACAACACCGGUGGCCAUCACGGGUGAAUACAAUCCGAUAUUGCAAUUUCAGCAAUCCUCACCUUCGACAGGCACCGCAACAACAACAACACCCAGCAUAGAGCUGCAACCUCUGGGUAUAGCGGCGAAUAUGGCGCAUCAACAACAACAACCACAAUUGUUACAACAAGUGAGCUAUCAGCCUGCCAUGCAUCAGCAGCAACAACAGCUACAACAACAGCAUCACUUGAAACACUCAGCGCACAAUUAUGUACUGCAAACGGGCGGCGUUAGUGGCGCGCCACCGCAUCAUCAUUACCACCAGUCACCGUCAGUUGCCACCAGCAGCGCCGGCAUACUUAUCACACAACAACGCGUACGCGGUGGCAGUCAUCGUAUGGGCAGUCACCAACAGCAACAACAACACUCGCAUUACAUGCUCACUUAUCAAGCGCCCAUAAUGAACGCUGGACCGCCCAUCUCUGGCGGUGGCGGCGGCAUGCAACGCAUGAACACCAAAUCAUCCUCGUCCAGCGAUUCGCUGCAGCAACAUCAUCAACAUUUGCAUAAAUACAACACCAUGUCACGCCUCGAGGCGCAGCAAGUGCUGAUGGGCGAUCCCUUCUAUGGCGGCGCCACUGUUGGACCGACGCAUUCGCUUAUGUUUGCUGCCAGCCGCCCCAUCGGCGGUUCACAGAUACUCGUGGAUUCCUACGAAUUGCCGCAAAUGUAUAAAAGCGACUCGCGCGCUUCCAUACUGAGCGAGUACUCGUUGCGUAGCAGCGAUAAUUCGCAUCGCUAUAAUCGCUUUCGUUACGCAGGCGGCGGUGGUGGCAGCUUCAGCGGUGUAGCUGGCGGUGGUGGGCAGGUGAGCGACUCCAGUUUGGGUGACUCACUUUUCUCCUGCACCUCCGCGCAGCGUCGCUACUUUGGCAGUUCGGAGAGUUGCCGCUUUGGCUUCGAGUGUCGGCGCUGCAGUUUGGAUGGCGGCGAGAAAUGCAGCUUCUCCGAUACCUGCCGCUAUGAGUGCCGCAACUGUGAUUGCUCUUCCAGCUACUUCUCCUCGGACUUCGAUGAAAUGUAUGGUAGUGUAGCGGGCGCUGGUGGUUCGGCAGCUGCUUUGGCGGCACAACGCAGCAGCGGCAUACCGCGCAAAACCGCAGCAGGCACGCUACCCGCAAGCGCCGGCAAUGCGGAUUACGAGCGCAAGCAGGAACAACUCGAUUUGAAGCAGAACAAAUACGCGCAAGAUUUUUUCAAGCAUGUGAACGAUGUGAAGCGCAGCAUUUACCAAUCGGAGAUGCAACGCAAUACAAGCGGCGCUGUUGAGUAUGCGGUUAGCAGUAAGCGUGGUAAUGCCAGUGAACGCGGUGCGGCGCCACAACUACAAGCACCCGACGCCAGUCCGCGUCGUCACGUCGUCAAAGAAGCGCCGGAAAUAACUACACUACCUUUAACAAAAGAGCGUUCGCGCACACCGCGCGUCAUAGCCGGUACGCAUACAGAUAGCUCGACUACGCCUACACCAGCGCCAAGAACUAGCUUACAGCAGGCGCAACCACAGCCAACACAACGCGUAUCGCACCAUGCCGCGGCCAACACCGCUUAUGAGCGCCACAGUGAAUAUCCUUCUUUGGAUCGCUUGGUGGCAAGCGCCACCGGCGCCAUACCUAAAACAACAACUGUGUGUUUGCAAAGUGGGGGCAAGAGUAAAAAUAAUGCUACCAACACUUUGCCAGCGACCGGCGGUGGUGAUAUUAAUAGCAAUAGCGAUCAACCGUUGCGCACCGAACGCCAUAGUCCGCGUCACAGUCCAAAGCAUUUGAAAAUUACCGAUCGCCCACUUGGUUUGACCGGCGCUUACGUACAAACAGCUGACGGCGACACGGUCAAGGCUAGCGCGCGCAGUACACGUGUCGCCGCAGAGGCGCUGACUAAUAACAACAAUAAUAACGAUAUCACUGUAGCAUUAGCCGAUGCGAAUCACAAUGAAGCGUCGCCAACAACUUUAUUGGGCGCCAGCACAGCUGGUAGCGCUGUUAGUGGCGUCAGCGGUGGCGGCUCAAUGAAGCGUGAACCACGUUAUCUCAGUGUCGAACACAAUACCGGAAGCGCACCUACCGCGCAUUCAAGUAAACGCCAUCACCGCAGCUCUUCCGCCUCUAAGCAGGCCUCAUUGUCUGCGACGCGCCGCAGCAAGGACAUACCGGCGCCACCGCCGCCUUCGCCAGCCACCUACUCCGACUUGCAGGAAUUGAAGGUGAACAUCGAGAACGCAUUGCAGCCACAGCAACAACAAGAUGAGGGCGAACACAAAAAGUCAUCUGCUGAACGGCGUAAGAAGAAGCAUGCUCGAACAGAUGGCGAACAACAACAAGCUAACACAACAAACGUCGAAGGUCAGUCGAAAAGUGAAAAAGAAAAAGAUGUAACGCACCCACAAUCAUUGAAAACGAGUAAGGACGCGCCAUUGGUGGUCGCAGCAGCAACACAGUUGAGUCCAAACAGAAGUGGCACCGCGAAGACGACAAAGUUAAAAGUUACCCCAACAACAAUAACAAAUAAAGCUGACAGCACUUUGAGUCAAGAUUUAUAUGAGCGACCAGCUGCUGCAUUGCUGGCAGCCGCAAAAUCAACUGUGGCUACUGUGGCGGCUGUGGCAGGUGCUAAUUGCAUGCCAGAUGCCGCAACGAAACUGCAAAAGCAGCAACAUCAACAACAAGAGCGCUCACAUGCCAAGCUAAACAAUGCAAAUUGCAAUAGCAGAAAUACUUCUGAGGCAGUCAAGCAACUGGAAAUGUGCAACAGCGCACAUGCCACAGAUGAUGAUGAUGUCUUUUAUGAUGCGCGCAGCGAAGAUUCCGGUGGCACGGUGUCGAGCAGCUUGCUAAGGCGGCAAAAGGCAGCGGCACAGGCAGUAGCAACAACAGUUAGUAGCGGCAGCGAGCGACGCGGCAAGGCAACGACGAGCCCGGAAUUCAACCGGGAGCAACGCAAAGCAACUGAAGAAGAAGAGGAAGACGAAGCAAAGGCCGGAGAAGGGCCAACGUAUGAACACAUAGCCAGCGGCAGCGACAUUAAAUUGGACACGGACAUGGCUGGCGCAGUGCAGUCGGUCGCUGCGAAUGACGAGGCCAACGCGACCGCAGUACAAACGAAAUCCAAGGACACGCUGACGGCUAACAGUGAGAGCGUAAAAACUGAACGAACGAAAAGCGCAACGAGCAACAGCAAAAGCAACAACAACAAAACAACAACUAGCAGUGGAGCUGCCAAAAGUGCAGCCGCACAAGCAGAAACACCAAAUGUGACAAAUGUUGCUGCAAUCGGAGCAACAGGGUACUCGGCGAUGGCAUUGAACCUGGGCGGCGAGGCAAAUGCGGAAGCGACAGUGGCAGCAACAACACUGCCAGCAAGUGAGCAACGACGCAAAGAUGUGGGCGGCAGUGGCACUAACGAAGGUGGUGGCAGCGGCGUCAGCGUCAGCACCAGCAGCGGUCAUCACAGUCGGCGAGAGAAGAAACGACGCGGCGCCACCAGCAGCAGCAGCCGAGAAUCAUCCGGCAGACCGCAUAAAGCAGCCAGCAUUCCGGCAAUGACUAUAAGUUGCGAUACAUGUUGCCAGAUGGAAUGUGAACAAUACCAACAGCAACAGCAACAACAACAGCAAACACUGUACUCACAAGCCAGUCAACGCCGUCAUGAGUCGCGUGCCGAAACGAAAACCAAAACAAGCAAAGCCGAAAGAGCGAACAAAAUAAAAGACGAAAAGUGUAGAGAGCGCGCUGAGGCAACAAAAACAAAAGCUAACGACGAUACAGCCAACACGCUAACGGAGCGUAAGCUGGAGCAAGCAACAAUUGUGACUACAACAACAACGGCGCUGAGCGCUACAGCAAGUGAACCAGUUGGGAAAGAGCGUGCAGACUCGCCGUCAUCAGCGACAUGCGCAACAGCUAUGUUGACACGCGCGAGAGUAGUGGCCGCCACCGCCGCCGUCGCCGCAACAGCGGAAGAAGCACAAGAUACACAGCCAACUGUAGUGGAUGUUGCUGCUAUGGCAACAACAGCAACAAAAAUAAGCACCAUAAAUACUACGAGUAACACAGCCAUAGACCAGGCAACAAUAAUAGCUGUUGAAUUUGGCGCGCAAAGUGACAGCAACAAUGUUGCUAGUACGCAAAAUGUUGCUGAGCAUAUUGCUAACAGCGCUGUUGAUAAUACAGAGCAGUCGGUUAAUAAAUGUGCACAGAAUCAGGCUGCAGCAGAUGAAGAACUGUCUGAAGUAUCCAGCGCAACAACAACAACAGCGACAACAACAAAUGCCACCAUCAUUAUAACACCAGCUGAGGCCACAGCAACAACGCUAACAGAAACAACAGUCGCUAUUGUGGAUACCAACGACGCCACAGUGGUUGUCAAACUGUUAACAGCAUCAACAACGUCAACAACAACAACACCGACAGCCGAGUUAACAGCGCCAGCAACAUUAACAACGGCAACGCCAACGCUGACAGUGACGUCAACAGCGCUAGCUAGCGCAGCCAACGCAACAACUUCGCCAGCCACCAGUGCGGCCAACUCGACGGUCAGUUGUAUUUCGGAUAUCGCAGGUGUCACUACGCCUUCGUACAGUUCCGCAAAUCUACCGUUAAUAACCACAACAGCACAUUCAUCACUUGACUCCGAUCAACCAAGCACACAGCUCAAACCAACACGCGAUCAAGGUAAACGACCACCGCUCUACCGGCAGGACUACUCCACCUGCGUGGACUCGAGCGAAGCGCAAUCGGACGAUAGUCACUUGACGCGUGACUCCGUCACACGCGAAUCACAAAACGACGAACUCUCCUCCUCGACACACGACAAACUCGACGUCAGCACACUACCGCUACCCGCGUUACCGCCCAAAAAGCGACGCACACGCUUGCGCGCCAGUCCAUCGCGACAUCAUAGCGGCAGCAGCAGCAGUCGGCGUGCAUACGAGCAUGAGUCGGCUGCUGUUGGCGGCAACGACGAACAGCGACAUAGCAACAUAACAACUGGUGGACUAAAUUUGAAAGUAGCCAACGCGUCUGGUACUGGUGCUGGCAGCGGUAGUGGCGGCAGUUGUGGCGAAGCCACACCACACCUCUCCGCCUUUCAACAGUACGUGGCAAAGCGUCGCGAAAGUCUCGAGGCAUCAACGCGCAGCUUCAACGAAAAACUGGAAGCGCGUAAAAUGCAUUACCACAUGGGUGGUGGUGGCGGUUGCGAAAGCGCGCUGGGCAGCGCAACGGUUGGUGGAGCAGCGGCCGGCGCUGGCGCUCACAUGCCCACAUAUCUGUUUGGUGAGCACUAUUAUGGUGUGCCCGCGAAGGGUGCGCGCAAGUCGACACAUGGCAAUAAAGAGGAGAUCUUUCUCAACAAAUCCGGUUGGGUGCAGGUGAACACCAAGCGUAAUAGCGAUGAGAAUCGUGCCGGCGUUGGCGCCUAUCGCAACGCCAGCUAUGCCCAUCAAAAUGGCGGCAGCGUCGAUGGAGAACGCGAACGCGACUUGCGGCGUACGGUGCGCGUCAUACAAAUCGAUAAUACGCGUCGCUCGGAUAGAGCGCGCCAAGCGCUACAGCAACAGCAACAAUAUUCGCUUGACCCCGCAUUCAGUAUGGGCAAAUAUCCGGCAAGUAAAGUGGAGGAGCUGAUACAACGCAAUCAGGCGCGUGUAGGCACGGCGGGCGGUCCGGUGUUUGUGACAACGCGCGACAACGCUUUGCGCCCAGGCUAUCGAAUCGUCGAUCCCCAACUGGCUAGCAUACUCAAUGAACGUCCCGGUUUCCUGCCUGUGCGUAAUUUACACGACGCCGACUCCCCGCCGCCCAUUACACCCAUACUCUCGCCCCCACCCGCCUUCCAGGACAGCAGUAAGUCGAAAUAUGUUGACCGUCGCAAAACCAUACCAAUACGUCAACAUCAUCAAUCAGCGCUGACCGCUAACAAUUUGCAUGUCACGAAUGUGGGCAACGGCAGCGCCGGCAAGGGUAUGGUGUUUUCACGUAGCUUCGAGUAUGACGCGCGUCGUAAUGUGCCAGCCGACACUUAUGUCGAAACAUUUUCUCGCAGUUUCGACGGUAAUCUCUCGGAGCGUCCACCACCGCUGCAGCGCGAGCGUUCACCGAAUUUCAGCACGCUAACCGGCAAUUCACCGAACUAUUUGACAAAGAAGGAUUCGGGCGGCGGCAGUAGCGGCAGUUUACGUAGUCGUGAUAACUCGCCUAAAUAUCAGCAUCCACAAACCACUGCCUAUUUGAAUGCUUCCAUAAAGGAGGCGCCGCCCGCCUACAGUUUGGCAAGCGCAAAUCCGAAUGCGGGCUCGAGUAGUCGUUUUUCACCGCGUUCGCGUCACGAGCGUUCGUUUGAGCGCUCCAAGAGUCAUAAUGUAUUGGUGCGCUCACGGAAGUCGCAAUUCAAUCGCGGUUCAAGCGGUGGCGCAAUUGUGGGCAGCCAACAGCCAAUGGUUAGCGUGGGCAUGUCACGUUUUCGCAGUUUCGACACGACGGCCAAUCAACGACUGAACUCAUGCGAUAGUGGCGCGAGAUCAGAUCUCUCCAACGACGAAUUGGAUUGCGAUGACGAUGAAGGCUCCAAUGAAUUCCUCACCGCCAAUUAUCAUCACAGCAUAUCACCAUUGAAGACGCAACGACAGCGUUCGCUGACGCCAGAACGCAACGAAUCGCAUAGCUCAUCGAGUAGCAUACGAAAGCAACGAUCGCUAACACCCGAAUCGCGCUCACUCACGCCAGAGGACCGGCGCCGCAAAGGUGGUUCACAAGCAUCGUUAAUGGGUUCGCGUCAGAAUUCGAGUUCACGCAGUAAUACGCUCGAACGUAAGCAGCGACUGACCGAAGGUCAACCCACAACGAAUAUCUCACGUAGCUCGUCGAGUUCAAGUUAUAGUGGUGGGGUCGGUGGUGCUGUAAGUACUGAACAACUUGAUGGCGGAGUUGUCAAUGUAGUUGCUGCGGUUGGCAGUUCUUCGGGUAUGCCGAAUACAGCUUUGGUUGGCGGUACGGUGGUUAAUACCGGCGGCGUCGGUUUGGUGGCUAUGACCGGUAGUGGUGGACGUUCACAGCAUAGACGCUCGCUUGGACGGAAUGCCAAGCAGGUGGAUGAGCAUCGUAUACGACGUUCGAGGUCUCUACAGCUCAGCGAACGUUCACCGAACCGCACACACAAAGUCAUCGUCUCAAUGGGACAAUCACAAGGGCCCGCCGUUACUUACCACACACCCAACGCGCAGCCCAUUUACCAACAAGCCGGGGUGCGCAUGAGCAACGGUAACGCCAUGCCCGCGCGUCCACCCAUACGCACCAGCAGUAAAUCGCAGUCACUACUGCUGAGCAGCAACAAUACGAACAGUGGACGAACACGCAAUAAUGAUAUUGAUAAAAGUCGAUCCUUCGAUUUCGAUUACUGUAAUUACAGCACACAAGUGGCGCUAAAGGGACACAGUCAUGCCGUGAGUGGCGGCGCCAAUAGCGGCAGCACUCAAAAUGCGGCGCUCCGCUUGGACUUCGACAAGAGUCGCUCAUUCGAUGAAGAUUACCGUGAACCGUUAAAUGCUAUCAGCAAUAAUUUGGCAACAACUAACGGUAGUGGCAUGCGUUAUCUGCAAGCAAUCGCCGAUCCGGGCAUGGGUGGCAACACUGGCAGCAAUAAUAAUAAUAGAAGCAGUCGGCUGCGACGCUCCUCACCAGUCGGCACGGGUAGCGGUGAGCGCAAUUCACGUUCACCACAAUCAUCGGGUUCAUCAUGUAACAAUUUGAAUUUACCACGACAAUCGACAAGUCCACAAAGUUACGGUACACGUCUGUGCGACCACGAACUCACGUACGAUAUGCUGCGUAGAUCACUGGAUCGUUCACCGAUUAUGGAUUUUCGACGCGGCGAUAGUGGUGAAUAUGAUUUGCCGCCGGCGUUAUUGCGUAAUCGCGAAACCAUCAAUAGCGGUGGUAAUAGUGAGUUGAAUUUCUUCAAUAACGAUCAUAUCUACGAACAGCCGACAACUAGCAAAGUCUCAGCGAGUGCCACACCGAGCGCGCUGAAACAACAACGUUCACUCGGCCAUACGCAUAGUCCCAGCGAGUCACAGUACUCGCUGGAGCGUCAACACACCAAUGCAACGGCACGUGAGAGCCAGCUGACGCCGGAGAGCGCAAGCGCAGCUGAUUACCGCGGCGAGCAUAUCUAUAGGCAUCCGCAUACGCGUGAAUCAUCGCGAGAGGGCGCACCGCGCAGCAGUGGCAGCAGUCGCAACAGUCAAAAAUCCAACACCACGAAAACACAGCCCACAACAAUUAAGGCAACAACAACACCAAUUACAACAAAAACAACUAUCAAAUGCAAUAAAAAUCCUUUAAAACGUCAAGAAGCGCUGUUGAAAUCACAAACCACCUGCUCAUUUUGGCCACAUUGUGGCGCUUGCAAUCCGAAUGCCACGCCCCAUGCGCAGCACACCGCCUCCAAACGUCAAAUGUCAUUGCAGGAGCAACAACAACUGGCGUUGAAUUGUCGGCGCGCGGCAGAAAUUGAUGUGCCAUUGCGACGCUAUCAUUCCGCCCACGCAUCUAACGGUACAGCCACUCAAGUGUCACAAGUGAAAAGAAGUGGGCGUGAAACGGCGCAAACGCCAUAUCCACCACACUACAAUCGUUGCAAUUCCAACAUUUCCACUGUCAGUGUCAAUUCCGAUUUCAAUGUGGCGGGAGCGGAGCACAAAAAUAACGGCGCAUUGACAGGUGUCACGCGUAGUAAAACGCAGUGGACACUUUUAUGUAGCGGCGCUACACUUAUGGAUUGUAUAGAAGAAUCGCAGGCGAAGACAACAAAACUUACCGCAAAUAGCAACAACACUAAGUGUAGAAUAGCGGCAAAGUCCGCCAACACAGACGCCGCCGCCUCAAGUAAAAAUGACACUUUGACAACUCGUGCAGCCGCGGCCUCGUUUGCUGUCAAAUCAUCUAGUUUACCGUUAGCUGGCACUUCAUCGAUAUUUCUCGGCGAAUGCGAAAUGCCAAUAACGCGCGAACGCGAAGCAUCCAAACGUUAUUAUCGGGAAGGCGAACGUGAAAGAGGCGCAUCAUUGGAUUGGGAGCGAAAACGCGCCUCCGACCAUCCACGACAACCCAUUCGGCGUGCUGUCGUCAGCGCCGACGGCUAUGGAACGAUUAGAGAUAUACGAAAUAACGAAUACAACGAUUAUACUAUUAAGUACGGAAAGGAGACUGAGGAUGCAAGAUUCAAUCACAUGUAUGUUGGUAGCAGCGGCAACAUGAUGGCAAAUGGUUGUAAAACUAACAACAAAUCUAGACCAGCAGCUGCAGUUAAAGUAAUGGCAACAACAACAACAGCAAAAACCGCAACAUCAACAUCAGUAUUUGCCAAACAUGCAAAACCAUUGCCAUCGUCGACAACAAAAGUAACAAGACGAACAGCCAGCACAACUGCAACAUGCGGCAUGCCACAUUUGAGUGAGCGCUAUUGGCGUAGCAGCUCACUGCCGAAUAUAUGGUUAUCGAGUCAUGGUUCACCCAGAGCCAAAAAUCCCAUUGCAUUACCAACAGUUAAUGAUGUGAAAAGCAGUUAUUCGACGAAUUUGACCCACCAAAUGCGGGCCGUAUCAAGCCCUUCCCUCACAGACGCUCUACAGGAGGAGCUCAACUACGCUGCCGUUGGUGCUGCUGCCACUACAGUCGUAUUACAUACGCGCACCACCGAUUCGUCUGGUGCGUCUGGUGAAUCCACACCGACAAUGGUCACGGCAACAGCAAAUAACCAAAGUAACAGCAACAACAACAACAGCGGCCGACCAUUGGGAAGCCUGCCGAGUAGUCAAAGUGUAGGUGUGUUGCAGAAAUUCAAACGCACGCUCACCAAUUUCAAUAAGCCAGCGCAACAACAACAACAGCAGCCGCAACAGAUAACAAGCAGCAACAGCACAUCAGCGCUUGUCAUAACCAACUCAACGUCGACAACAAACGCCACCUCAGCAGCUGGUGGUGUAGGUGGCACCAAUGCGAUUAGUUCAAGUGAAAAUCAAUCAGAUGCUGCCACGACCAAUUCCGCGCUUGAGGCUACAACGGGUAAAUAUCGUUUCGGUCCGCUUAUAUGGCGCUCAUCCAAGGAGCGACGCAAGACAAAGUACAAUCGUCGUGACAAGUGCAAUAGCGGUGAUUCUGGCAUACAAAUCGAACUGGACAAUGAUGAGCAAUACUCGCGCAUUAUGCUGCCGGCGAGUGGCAGUGGUGGUGGUGUCAGUGCGGCAAGCUCGAAUACGGCUUCAGCACAACGCAUUGCAAAUGAGAAGGUCAUACAGAAAAUGCGCACGGUGCGACGCGCCAACUCAGCCAAAGCGACCAGCAUCACAGAUCAGUCGGCAACAACAGCGCUUAAUGCCAAAGCAAAGAUACUCAAACGCAUGGAAAUGUAUGGCGGCAGCAUGGAACGCGAGGCGCCCGAAUCGCUACCGGCGCGCUCGCUAAGUCAACCCAAUGGCUUGGAUACGUGCGGCAUUGGCCGAACUGGCGAUAUGGACGACAGUGAUAGCGACAGCGUAACCUCACAUGAAGAAGCACCCAACUACUAUCCGAUUUAUGCUGAAGUGCUGUACAGCUUCACGGCGGCCGGUCCACAAGAGCUCGGCCUCGAACGUGGCACACUAAUCGAAGUGCUGCGCAAAGAGGUCGGUCCCUGGUGGUUUGGACGCAUACGUAAAGACGACAAUAACACGCUAGUCGAAGAGAUACUUGACCCCGAACUCGGUUGGUUCCCCAAGGAGUUCGUGCGCGUCAUACAGAGUCCCAAAACGGAUGUGUUCUUCCUUUCGCAAAUGACAACAAAUACGUCAGCGUUACAACAAGAGGCGCCUACAACAAAACGCAGCAGUUUCAGAAAAUUCACUAAAUCCAAUACAACAGCAAUAACUACAGCAACCGCAACUGCAGACUCGAACCCGACAACAACACCACUGCAAACAUCCACAGUCACAAUGACCGCCUCUCCGACGGCUGCGACCACAGUUGCUUGUGAUUUGGAUGCCACCAUGGUGGAUGAGAAUAAUGUAACGACCAUUGUGAUUGAAUCGCCCUCGUAUGCGAGUCUCAACAAUGCGCCCAGCAAUGACAGCAAUCACUCGCCACUCAGCGGUGUUGGAGGCGGCGCGGCGGAUGCCACAACUCCGUCAAAUGCUUUGGCCCCAUCACGCAGCAUUAAUGUGAUACUCGACAGCGCGGAUAUGUUGCGUCGCAGCGCGGUCAAAGAGCUGCUCGACACCGAGGUUAACUAUGUCAAGCUGUUGGCCGCCAUUUGUGAGGGUUAUUUGCCAGCGAUGAGCAAGCGUAUCGACAUCUUUUCACCGAAUAGCAUCCGCUUGAUCUUCUCCAACAUCACGGCGAUCUACAAGUUUCAGCGUAAAUUCCUCGAGGCCUUGCGUAAGGGCAUUGAACAGAAUCAGGUGGCGAAAGUUUUCUUGAAAAUGCACAAGGGUUUUCUCUGCUAUUCAACCUAUUGCAAUGCAUAUCCACGUGCGCUCAUAGAAUUGGAGACUUACGAUCGCAUCAAGGAUGCCAGAACCAUUUUGGACAAUUGUCGCGAAUCCGAGAACCUAGCUGAACUCCCACUCUCUGCACACCUCUUGGCACCCGUACAGCGCAUUUGCCGUUAUCCACUACAUCUCAGUGAAAUACUCAAGGGCGCAACCAAAUGCGGUGAAAUGCCCGAACAUGAAUUGGGCGAAUACGAGCAAAUCGAUGUCAGUCAAUUGGAUAUACCCGAUACAUAUGAGAAAAUCGAUUUGGCAUUGGAGGCAAUGCGCGGCAUCACAGAGGCGGUGAAUGAAGGCAAACGACACAGCGAGACAAUUGCGCGCCAUCAGGCGAGUUUCCAGAACUUCAAGGGUCCCCCACUACAUCUGCACAGCACACGCUUCUUCCUGCAAAUCGACGCGACGCGCCAAAAGCAGAAUCUCUGGAACAGCAGCUGCACGCUCUUUCUCUUCGACAACCAGCUGAUCUACUGCAAGCGCGACAUCAUCAAGCGCAGUCACUUCAUCUACAAGGGACGCAUCUUUCUCGAUCGCUGUCGCGUCGUGAAUGUGCGCGACGGCAAAAUGUUCGGCCACAACAUACGCAAUUCGCUGCGCAUCUACUGUGAGGCGCGUGACAAGUGGUUCGAUUUCAGUUUCCGUUCGGCCAACCGCAAGCAUCGCUUCCUCAGCACGCUGGCGCUGGAGCGGCAAUUCGGCGGUAAGGCUUUCUAUGUCUCCGAAAUGACCGGUUUCGAGUAUGCGUACGAUGAGCGCGAUUACUCAGAUCAAUCCGAUUAUGAGUUGCCCGAAUGCGAGAACAGUAAUAGUAGUGGUGGUGUUACCGGCACUAGUGCGUGUUUGUCCGGCGCAACACGACACUGGUCCAUGGCGGAUGUGAGCACAGGCGUGAAUGCAGGCGGCACUUCGGCAACUAGCGGCGACAGUUCGGUGCCCGAAUCGCCAGUAAAGCACAAGUACAGCGACACUUUGCCGAAGAAAUCGGCACACACACGUGACGCCUGCGGCGGCAGCGGCACAGUGAGCGAAUGUCAGACCGGCUCAUUGGGACGUCGACGUUUGGGUAAUUGGUUCCGCAAGCCGAAGAGCAGCAAUUCUACACCGAAUCACUCGCCGACGCAUAAAGCUAGCGAGUUGUCGUCGGGUUUGGUGGGCGGCAGUGAGAAUAAUAUAUCAAUUAAUUUGGGUAGUGGCAACUAUAUAUCGUCCGGCUCGUCGGCGUGAAUUUUCGGUUUGCAAAAAUAAUUUUUUUUUUUUAUUUUAAAAGAAUCUCACAUGAAAUAUACUUAAAAAGACGGGUCGUAGACUUGCAAAGUGUUGAUAAUAUAGACACACACUUGUUAUAAAAUAUAGAAAUAUUGAAAAAUGAAAAUGAAAAUAGAAAAGAAAAAUUUUGCAAGCGAACCCACUGUGCAACCAUGUAUUUGUGCUAAAACAGUCAAUUAGGUUUGCUUUUUUUCAAAGUGAUUGAAAAAAGACUUCGUGAUUUUAUUAAUGCGACAUAUGCAGCGCGAAUUUCGGAAAAAUAUAAAUAUAUAGCGGUGAUUUUCGAAAAUUUUACAAUUUAAAGAAAAAAACGAAAAUAAAUAUUUUAAUGUUAUAAAGCAACAAAUAGUCAGAGUUCAUGUUAUAGUCAUUACGAAAAUCUUCACAUAUUUAUUAAACGAAUAUAUCGUGUGUAUAGGUUUCGUGCUAUAGUGGGCAUAUGCAUAUGGCCGUAUACUGUAUAAAUAAAAAAUUCUCAAAAAUUGUGCGAAA
Molecule: messenger RNA, 15139 nt
Organism: Zeugodacus cucurbitae (melon fly)
Lineage: Eukaryota; Metazoa; Arthropoda; Insecta; Diptera; Tephritidae
Gene: RhoGEF3
Exons: 18
Coding region: 200-14605 (4801 amino acids)
Cellular component (GO): cytoplasm
Molecular function (GO): protein binding; guanyl-nucleotide exchange factor activity
Source: RefSeq, a predicted model, not a curated record